AUGAAGGAACUUUUUAUCUAUGCGGAGCCCAAGUACGGUGGCGUAAUCAAGGAAACAGAAAUCCCAAAACCAGGGCCAAAGGAGGUUCUCAUCAAGGUUGCAUUUGCGGGGUUGAAUCCCAAAGAUUGGAAGGCUACGCGAGGGCUAACUGAACCAGAAGCCUUCAAUACUGGAGAUGAUGUCGCCGGCAUUAUCGAGGCAGUAGGUUCAGAAGUCUUCGAGUUCAAGAAGGGGGAUCGUGUCGCAGGUUUCCAUCGGAUGCGCCAUCCUCACGGCACCUUCGCCGAAUAUACCGUCGUCAACGCAUCCACAACGUUCCACCUACCCCCAAACAUCUCUUUCGAAUCCGGCGCUGCGUUUCCCCUAGCCUUCAUGACAGCCGCCAUCGCCUUGUAUCAAUGCCUGAAACUACCGAUUCCAACAACCUUACAAGACCCUGCCGCCGGAAAGACCCCCAUCUUGAUCUGGGGCGGUGCCACCGCUGUGGGAGCUUUCGCUUUGCAACUCGCCAAGCUGAGCAAAGUCGGUCCCAUCAUCACCGUCGCCGGCAAUGGAAUCGACUUCGUCAAAUCUCUCAAUGCGGCGGACCACAUCAUCGAUUACCGAGAAGGAGAUGUAGUCCAGAAGAUCAUUGACGCCGCAGGACCAUCCAAGAUUAAGAUUGCAUUUGACUCAGUUUCCGACUCCGUCAGUUACGAGCCCAUCAGUAAGGUGCUCGUUGCAUCGGGCGGCGGCGAAAUCAACAUGGUCGAUCCCGUCAAGCCGGGCUGGACAUUCCCGGAGGGCGUGAAACUUUCGCGCACAAUGGUUGGUUCAUCUCACGGCGAUACUUGGGGCUUCGUCAACGAGGAGUAUCUCAGCCACUUGCUGGCAGAGGGCAAAAUCAAGCCUCACCCAGUCGAGGUGCUUCCGGACGGCUUGAAUAGCGUAGUCGCUGGUAUACAGGCACUCUUUGACCGGAAAGUCAGUGCGAAGAAGCUUGUGGCGCGCAUCGGAAACGACUUGUAA
This is a messenger RNA of Trichoderma breve, 1008 nucleotides long. RefSeq names its product alcohol dehydrogenase groES-like domain-containing protein. NCBI's taxonomy places the organism in Eukaryota, Fungi, Ascomycota, Sordariomycetes, Hypocreales, Hypocreaceae. The record is from RefSeq and is a predicted model, not a curated record. Gene Ontology annotation, molecular function: oxidoreductase activity, acting on NAD(P)H. Bases 1 to 1008 code for a protein of 335 amino acids. The transcript is spliced from 5 exons.